Molecule: messenger RNA, 1885 nt
Organism: Pongo pygmaeus (Bornean orangutan)
Lineage: Eukaryota; Metazoa; Chordata; Mammalia; Primates; Hominidae
Product: zinc finger protein ENSP00000375192-like
Source: RefSeq, a predicted model, not a curated record
AUGGAAACUAGCCCUACAAAUAUGAAGAACGUGGCAAAGACUGUAACCAUUUCUCACAUCUUACCACACAUUAAGAUAAUUCAUACUGAAGAGAAACCCUACAGAUGUGAAGAAUGUAACAAAGUCUUUAACUGGUCUUCAACUCAUACUAAAUAUAAGAGAAUUCAUAGAGAAGAUAAAUUUUAUAAAUAUGAAGAAUGUGACAAAAGCUUUAAAAACGUUUCAACGCUUAUUACACAUAAGAUAAUUUAUGUUGCAGAGAAAUUCUACAAAUGUGAAGAAUGUGGCAAAGUUUUUUUUUUGAAAUGGACCACUUUGUCGCCCAAUCUGGAGUGUAAUGGCGCAAUCUCAGCUCAUUGCAACCUCCGCCUCCUGGGUUCAAGAGAUUCUCCGGCCUCAACCUCCCAAGCACCUGGGAUUACAGGCGCCUGCCACCACGCCCAGCUAAAUUUUGUAUUUUUAGUAGAGACGGGGUUUCACCAUUUUGACCAGGCUGGUUUUGAACUCCUGACCUCAAGUGAUCCACCCGCCUUGGCCUCCCAAAGUGCCCCAAAGGGCUGGGAUUACAAGCAUGAGCCAUUGCGCCCGGUCGAAUGUGGCAAAGUUUUUAAUAAGUUAUCAAAUCAUACUGGAGAAAAACUCUACAAACUUAAAAGACAUGACAGUGCUCUUGAGAACACCUUACACUUUUCUAAACAUAAAAGAAAUCAUAGUGUCAAGAAACCCUAGAUGUGAGUCAUGUCACAAAGCCUUUAAAUGGUUGUCACACUUGAGUGUAAGAUAAUUUAUCCUAGAGAAAACUCUAUGAAGAAUGUGGCAAAAUAUUUAACCAAUACUCACACCUUGUCGCAUAGGAAAGCAUUUAUACUUGAAAAAAAAGUACACCUAUGAAGAAUGUGGAAAGGCCAUUAAUAUCUGCUCACAUCUUAACAUCACAGAGUUUAUACUUAAUACAAAUAUUAAAAAUGUAAUUACUGUCAGAAUAUCUUUUAGAAAAUAUAUAGCCUUAGAAUGGUGAAGAGUAUUUCUUUUGAUGACAAACAUUACAAAUAUAAAGACGGUUGUAGUACUAUAUUUGUAUCACAGAUCUUAUUAUGCAUACUUUGUACUAGAGAAAAACCCUAAAGUUGCUCAAACUUUGUUCACUAUCAGGGAAUUUAUAAUAGAGAAAAAAACCUGCAAAUGUAAUAAAUUUGGAAAAAAGUUUAUAAACUACAGCUUAGAAAACAGUAUACUAAGUUUUUUUUGUAAUUGCAGUAAAUAUGAAAAAUAUUCAAUCCAAAAUUAACUCUGUAAAUGUCAGAGAAUUCACAGUAGAAAUCAUAAGGCACUGGUACUUCAGACUACACUAAAUCAGAGUGUUGAGUUUAAAAAAUAAUUUCAAUCUAAAAUUUAGAUAAGUUAUUUGCAUAUAACUUUAAAAAGAGGAGAUGAUUUUUUGGAGAGUUAUAAUUACAUUUGAAGUAUACUUUUUGUAUGCUUCAAAUAUCAAAAAAAUUAACAUUGCAAUAUUUAAAAAAUUACAGACUCUUUGAAAAGCAAAUAAGGAUGUAAUUCAACUCUCAAAUUACUUCAUGCUCUUCAUUCCUACUUUAUUUACAUGUGAAAGCAUGUGAUCAAUUGUUGCUGCAUCAGAGAUAUCAGAGAUUCUUUUUUAUUAGGUGGGCAUUAUUUAUGACGUUUUUCAUAAAAGAGAAAGGAUAUUAAAAUAUAAAAUGCAUGAUAAAAAUCUAAAUGGAGAGGCUUUUUGUGGUUAACAAAAUAUUGAGUGAUGUAUGAGGUAGGUGUUGAGUAAUAUAUUUUUGUGCAUUAUAGUGAGAGAAAAACAUUUUAAAAUUUUAGUUAAAAUUAAAAUUAAAUUAGUGAUGUAUUAUAUUAAUUGUGC